UAUAAAAGCGAAAUGGUUCGGCUCAUUUGGCUAGAACCCUAGAACGCUCGACCCUCCGCCGCCGCCGACCCCACGCUUCUCCUGUGCAGCUCCGAGGUAAUUCGUAGUUUACACGAUGAAGAUGAUCGCUGCCUACCUGCUCGCCUACCUGGGUGGGAACUCUUCCCCGACUGCCGGUGACAUCAAGAACAUCCUGGAAUCAGUUGGGGCUGAGGCUGAUGAAGAAAAACUUAAGUUCCUUCUUGCUGAACUCAAGGGUAAGGACAUCACAGAAGUGAUUGCAGCUGGAAGGGAGAAGUUUGCCGCUGUGCCUUCAGGUGGGGGUGCCAUUGCUGUGGGAGCUCCAGCUGCUGCAGCUGGUGGUGCCGCAGCACCUGCUGCUGAGUCAAAGAAGGAGGAGAAGGUUGAAGAGAAGGAAGAAUCUGAUGACGACAUGGGUUUCAGUCUAUUUGACUAAGCACUUCAGCUCCACCCUCUACGCUCUGUUUACCCUAGUAUCUGUCGCGUGUGGCAUGGUACAACAGCGUCUGCAUAAUCUAGAGACCUAAAGUUCGUGCUAUUUUGCUUGGGACAAUGUAUAUGUUUAGUACCUUCGUAUGUGCGUGUGACUGCUUCUGCAGCUUUGAGAAGUUGAUUGAUAAUUCGCUGGA
Molecule: messenger RNA, 650 nt
Organism: Hordeum vulgare subsp. vulgare (domesticated barley)
Lineage: Eukaryota; Viridiplantae; Streptophyta; Magnoliopsida; Poales; Poaceae
Product: 60S acidic ribosomal protein P2B-like
Exons: 4
Coding region: 116-457 (113 amino acids)
Biological process (GO): cytoplasmic translational elongation
Cellular component (GO): cytosolic large ribosomal subunit; ribosome
Molecular function (GO): structural constituent of ribosome
Source: RefSeq, a predicted model, not a curated record